This is a messenger RNA of Patella vulgata (common limpet), 7239 nucleotides long. Its product is annotated as alpha-latrotoxin-Lh1a. The record is from RefSeq and is a predicted model, not a curated record. NCBI's taxonomy places the organism in Eukaryota, Metazoa, Mollusca, Gastropoda, Patellidae. The transcript is spliced from 4 exons. Bases 202 to 3441 code for a protein of 1079 amino acids. Gene Ontology annotation, molecular function: protein binding.
GAAGUAUUUAUCGUUGUUGCUUAAAUUGAAUAAAAGGGAUUUCAGUCACAUAAUAUACAUGUCGAAGUUGUGUAUUUAAGAAAUCAAGAGAAAUAUCACUUUCCACUCAGAGCAAAAUAACCCAGCUGCAGCCACAAGGGGCGCAUAACUCUUACAACAGUUAAACAAGAUGAACCCAGUUGAAAUGGGAGAUUCAACGGGAUGAAUUCUGAUGAUACUGGAGAGAGGUUGAACGGGAUGAAUCCUGAUGAUAUUGGAGAGACGUUACCAGAGAUGAAUCCUGACGGUAUGGGAGAGAGAUUACCCGAGAUGAAUCCAGCUGAUAUUGGAGAGAUGAAUCCUGAUGAUAUUGGAGAGAGGUUACUCGAGAUGGAACUAUAUGAAUUAAUGUUAAAUUGUGGCAGAUUAGGCGAAAUAGCUGCUCACCAAAGUGUUCAUAUAUCAGAUAUACCGACAACAUUAUCACCCCAGGAAAUGAAUGGAUCUAUAAUUAAAGCUGCUAGACGUGGAAAGUAUAGACUUAUUAUAUAUAUGAUAGAUCAUUGUGUUGAUAUACCGAUACAAUAUGAAGAUAAUAUGGAUAACAAUUUAUUACACAUAGUUUUACAUAGUUACCCUUCACCAUAUCACACUGAGAAUAAAGACGCGUUGUUACAGUGUGUGAUUAAAUUAAUUGAAACUGGUGUAGAUGUCAACCAUCUGAAUAAAUAUAAAGAAACACCUAUAGAUACAGCUGCUAUGUACAGGUUGUAUAACAUUGUUAUAUAUCUGAUAGAUCACUGUGUUGGUAUACAGUAUACUGAUAGGAAACAAUAUAAUGUCUUACACUUAGUUUUAUGUGGUGCAGGGAAAUAUGGUGAAAUAGAAAGAGAUGAGUUGUUAAAGUGUGUAAUUAUAUUAGUGGAAGCUGGUGUAGAUGUCAACCAUCUGAAUCAAUACCAACAAACACCUAUUUUUAUAGCUGCUAGUGAGGGGUUGUAUAACAUUGUUAUAUAUCUGAUUGAUCACUGUGUUGAUAUACAGUAUACUGAUAAGGAACAUAAUAAUGCCUUGCACUUAAUUUUACAUAGUGCAUGGAAAUAUGGUAAAUUAGACAGAGAUGAGAUGUUAAAGUGUGUAAUUAAAUUAGUUGAAGCUGGUGUAGAUGUCAACCAUCUGAAUAACGACCAAAAGACACCUAUAGAUAUAGCUGUUCCCAAGGGAUUAUAUAACACUGUUAUAUAUCUGAUAGAUCAUUGUGUUGGUAUACAGUAUACUGAUAAGGAACAGAAUAAUGUCUUACACUUAGUUUUAUAUAGUGCAAGUCAUUGUGGUGAAAUAGAAAGAGAUGAGUUGUUACAGUGUGUGAUUGAAUUAGUUGAAGCUGGUGUAGAUGUCAACCAUAUGAAUCAAUACGAACUAACACCUAUAGAUAUAGCUGCUAAUAGAGUAUUGUAUAAAGUUUUACUGUAUUUGUUAGGACAUGGGGCACAUGUACAUUAUAUUAAUAAAUAUGACCAGAAUAUUCUGCACCAUGUAUUAAAUAGCAUACAGAAUAUUAACGAGGAAGAUGUAGACCAGUAUUCAGACGAUUGUAUUCAGGUUGUUAAAACUUUGAUAAAUAUGGGAGUAGAUGUAAACAAACCCAAUUUUUCUGGUAACACUCCACUGUUUAAUGCAAUAUCCUGCAUAAAAUCGACUGAAUUAUCAGAACAAAGUAAUAUAUUAUACUUCAGAUUACAAUAUAAUUUGUUUACUGCAUUCUUCAAUGGGGGCUGUAAUAAGAAUCAUCAAAAUAGAGAAGGGCAAACGCUAUUAAUGUACUAUACAAAAAGGCAAGCUGAUAUCCGUAUCUUAAAACUGAUGAUUCAACACUCUGAUUUAAAUCUGAUAGAUAAUAAUGGUAAUACAGCGUGUAGUUAUUGUGUUCAAUAUCGUGAGUUGGAUUGUACUAAUAUAUUUAAACUUUAUUCUCCCCAUGUACUGAUGUCACCUAACAACGGAGUGAAAUUACUGCACCAGAUUCUCGCUCGUAAAAGGUUGCAGCUGUUCAAUUAUUACAUGGGAUUAGAGUUAAUUGUUAAAGGCGUUACAGCAGAAGGAGAAAAUAUGCUACAUCUGUUAGCUAGAGUAAACUAUGAUUAUUCCCCAAAGAGGUUUAACUGGUUGUUUAAUAAAAAGCUAGACAUAAACCAUCGAUGUUCUAAAACCAACACACCCACUAUGAUAGCUGCCCUCUUAUUGAAUAGUAAAUGUUUAGAACUAUUCACACGUCAUCCUAGAAUAGACAUCAAUGCACAGAAUAAACAGGGUCACACAGCUCUUCAUCUAUGUAUCAUUGGAUUUACUCUGAUUAAAGAUGGCUUGAAUGAGAGACAGGAAGAUGACGUUGUUGAGGAUUACUGUAGACAGAUAUAUCCAAUAUACAUGGAGUGUAUUGAUAUUUUAUUGGCUGCUGUUGGUAUCGAUGUAAAUACUCAGGACGGGAGAGGUAGAACGUCUUUGAUGGUGGCGGCAAUGAAAAACGAUAGAUUUCUCAUAAGGAAAUUACUUAAUGCUGGUGCACUGGUUAGUUAUGGUGGAAAAUCUGCUUUACAUCAUCUAGAUAUUUAUGAGAGUGUGUUUGAUCUAAGUUUUAAAAGACUUGUAUCUGCUGGAGAUAAUAUGCUUCUCAAUUUACACUGUAAUAAUGGCGACACACUAAUCCAAGCGACCUUGUGUUUUCCACGUUCUUGGGAUCCACGUACGGCUGUUAGUUUUAUUAAAUAUUUAGUCGGUGAAAACUGCUGUCUUCAGUCUCUUAUUACAUCUUCAGUUGAAAGUAGUUAUAACCAGAUUGAUAUGAGAGAACUCAGCAGUCAAGAGAGAGGUGAACUGAGAAAACUUUUAUAUAUUAGUGGAGCUCCUGAAAACGAAAUUAUAGCAACUUUACAUUUUGAGAAAGAAGAAACAAAUGUAGAGAGAGAUGACAUGGAAAGACUUUUAUUUCUUAGAGGGGCUCCAGAUGAAGAAAUAGCACAACAUUUAAAUUUCCAGGAAGAAGAUAAAGAUGAUCCAAAUGGCACAUUCCACUCACGACACCGAGAGAUAUUCACUAACUACUGUUGUAAUAUAUCUCUCAAGUCUCAGUGUAGGAGAAUCAUCAGACAGAAGCUAGGAUUGGGUAUAAAGGAGAAGGUUAUGGAUCUAGAACUGCCUAGAGAAUUAAACGACUUUCUCCUGUUAAAAGAUGUUCUUCAUCCUAAAGAUUACAACAUAGAUAAUAUUGAUGAUGGUUGUAAUGAUUUUGAUGAUGAUGAUGGUUAUAGUGACUAUGAUAUAGCUAAAGAUGGCGACGAUGAUUAUAGCCAAUAUAACUACCAGUAUUCCACUCUCAAUACUGAUGAUGAGCUCAGAAACGAUUAUGUGAAAUCCAAGAAAUUAACAGUAUUUAACGCCCACAGCCUAGUAAACACAAAGUAAAAUUCUUAAUAUUAGGAAUAAUUUCACUGAUAAAAAUUCCAUUCAUGACCAUGAGAUUGACAUUUCGAGUGCUGUGAACAGAUUUGAAAUAUUGUCUCAGGACGAAAUCUUUCGUGUCAUAAAAUCUAUGCCAACAAAAUCAUGUGCCUUGGACCCAUUGCCAACACAGAUACUGAAAGAUCAGCUUCCGGUAUUACCCCCGACUAUUUGUGACAUCAUAAACUCUUCGUUUAGAUCCGGAACAUUGCCAGAUAUCUAUAAACAUGCCAAUGUAAUCCAUCUCAUCACGAAACCCUCGCUUGAUCCAAACCAAGUCAAGAACUAUAGGCCGGUAUCCAACCUAAGUUUUGUGUCGAAAGUUCUAGAGAAAUCAUCGCAAAAUAAUUGAUUGGUUAUAUAUCUGAAUUUAGUCUUCUCAGCACCUAUCAAAGCGCCUACCGUCAAUAUCAUAGCACAGAAACUGCACUGUUAAAAGUACAAAAUGACAUUCACUUGUACAUUGAUAAUCAAAGCUGUGUGUUAUUGCUGCUUUUAGAUCUUUCUGCAGAAUUUGACACGGUUGACCACAAGGUGCUGUUCUCACGACUUGCUGGUGAAUUUGGUGUAACUGGUUUAGCUCUUGAACUACUUAAAUCUUAUUUAACAAAUCGUUCCCAAUCUGUCAUUAUACACAACAAACAAUCUGACAAAAAAGAUCUGAGCUUCGGUGUACCCCAGGGCUCAGUUUUAGGCCCUAUAUUGUUCAGCAUAUACACCACCCCAUUGUCCAAAAUUAUUGAGAAACAUGGUCCGCAGUUCCAACUCGACGCAGAUGACACUCAGUUGUAUCUGUCUUUUAAACCCUCUCUGUCUGGAGAUUUCAAUACAUCAAAAUAUCAAAUUGAAGAGUGUAUUAGUGAAAUUCGUGUAUGGAUGUGAAUCAAUUUCCUUAAACUGAACUACGAAAAGACUAAAUAUAUUCUUUUUGGAUCAAACAGUUUAGUGUCUAAGUUGGUGAGCAUGAAAUAAUCCCAACAUCCUCAGCCUGUAACAUUGGUGUUAUCUUUGACAGUGAACUAUCCUUGGAGAAACAAAUUAGCAAUAUUUGCAGAUCUUGUUAUUUUCAACUGAGGAAUAUAAGUAAAAUCAGUAAAAAUUUGCAAGUUGAGUCCAUCAAAACUGUUGUUCAGGCGCUUGUCACAUCACGAUUAGAUCAAUGUAAUUCGUUGCUUAUUGGUUUACCAUCUCGUCUCACUGAUAAAUUGCAAAAGGUUCAGAACGCGGCAGCUUGACCCAUUACCAGAAGUAUAUAAUGAUCAUAUCACCCCUGUUUUAAUUCAACUUCACUGGUUACCCAUUGUUUUUAGAAUUCAAUAUAAGGUCAUUCUUUUAACUUUUAAAUGUUUAAAUCAUAUGGCACCGUUGUAUUUAUCGUCUCUUUUAGAUAUUUAUUCCCCUACUCGUACAUUGAGGUCCUCAAGUGAUCAUUAUUCACUUGUCUGUAAAACAGCUAAACUGAAAACUUACGGUGAACGAUCGUUUACAGUGUAGGCCCAUACACUGUGGAAAUAGCUCCCCUUUACUCUCAGAAGUUCUACCUCUUUGUCGAGUUCUACCUCUUUGUCGAGUUUUAAAUCGCAAUUGAAAAAACACUUUUAUUUAAACAAGCUUUUGAUUUAUAGAUUUAUUUUUACCGCUUUAAAUUUAAUCAAUUAUUAUAGAUUUUUAAAUGUAUGUUUUAAUUUUAAUUUUUUUUAUGUAAUGUAUAUUGUACAGCGCAUCUGAACACAUUUUGUGAAAACGUGCGCUAUAUAAAUGAUAAUAAUAAUAAUAAUAAUAAUAAUAAUAAAAACAAAUUGCACUGUAGAUGUUAUCUUUUGAUUAUCAUGCAGUAGGGUAUUGUGGGUGUAUGAAUACAAGUCUCCAGAAAUCGGCACCUUGAAGGGUUCUAUAUAAUUGGCAGGAAUUCAAAAUUUGAAGAACAUUUAAAUAACGACUAAACCGGUGACUUCUCACCAUAGAAUGUAUUAUGGACAUGCCUAGAAACAUGCAAUCUCCUAAGCAGAGUUAUCUUCUCUUGUAGUUCACAGUUCGAAUGCUGAAUAGCGAGACUUGUGUUGAGAAUGAGAAACAUGUACCCAACGAGUUUUAUGUCUGACGUCAUUAUGCCAUAUCGUCAUUAUUGCAUCAUAAUAAUGUAGAGGUAACGACCACUAUAGAUCAGUGGUUAUGUCUGACGUCAUUAUGCCAUAUCGUCAUUAUGGCGUCAUGCUGAGGCUCCGCAACCAGUACGAAGUCCGAACUACGAACACGGCUUCGUAGGCCUACUUCGUACUUCGUUUUUGACAGAUUUCCGUUUCUGCCAAAAUGCGAAGUCCGAAGUACGAUCUUUAGUUCCACGUUUGUUCACCUGAAAUAAGGAAUAACACUGUUUAGUUUGGUUAAAUAAAAACUAUCAAAUCAAAUCAAAUUUUAGUCCUCAAGAAGCUCAUUGCAAUUUGUUUUACUUUUUAUCAAAUUCGAGAUGAUUCGAUCUCAUCGCCGACUGUCGGGGGAAAAAAAAAACACAGCCCGAAAAUUUGCCCAAAAUCAGAACAGUUACCGACUACUUUGACGCUGAUCAACCUUCUACUGAAUUAUAAAUUUCAAUCUUUCUAUAAACCGAAAAAUAUACGAAUUUCAUCCACAAAUCAGCGAGAAGAUCACGAUGUCGUACUUCGUUUUUUAACCACGAACUUUUCGCGAUUUCUUAGUAGAAAAUGGACGAACCGAACGCCGCUUAUGUCAAUGACAUCACACGAAGUGAUGACGUCAGCACAUAAACACUUCGUAGUUCGUAGUGUCUGCGGAACCUCACUAUUGUAGAGCUAACGACGAGUAUGCGAAGAGACGAUUUUACGACCAUUUCUCUGGCAUACCCAUCGCUAACGGGAAUAGAAAUAAACAUAAGAAAUAUCAUCAAAUAAAAUCUUUCAAAUGUUGACAACGAAAUGAAGCCAUCUUCUUCAUCACUGUUUUUCUGCAUGUAACAGUUCAAAGUAUUGCCAGAACAUUCAGGGCUAUGGUACAUUCUAACCCAACUUUCUGCACUCUGUUUUAUAACCACAUCUGUUUGUGUUGUUCUUUUUUUUUGUGGGGUGGGGGGUGGAUGGCCAAAUGCAUCCUAAGGUCUGCCAUUGACUCAACUGGCGUGGUUUCAAUUCCCCGGCUGAACCCUACGCGCAAUUGAAAUAAAAUUGCGCCAUGUGUUGGUCCCGAAAUGACCUAGUUUGUAUCGAGUCGACGAUAAACCCAUCCUCUCUCUCUCUCUCUCCCUCUCUCUUUAUCUCUCUCUCUCUCUCUCUCUCUCUCUCUCUCGCUCGUUUGUGUUAUGGCUUUAUUUUAGCUAAUUUUUAAAAGCCUGAUAAUAAACUUACCUCAUUGACUAAGAAUGGAUAUAAAGGAGAUUUCAAUGAUUUUCUUCUAUAAAGGUUAUAACAUGUACUAUAUCGGUUGAUGAUCGGUGAUGAUGAUGAUGAAUAUCAAUUAUUUUUAAUGAUAAUAAUAAUAAUCUGAAUACUAAUGGUAGAAUCGUAGAUAGUUUAAUAUCUAAAUACUAUUAUAUGGAAUAACACAAAUGCGUUCAAGUAGUUCAUGAAAAUAAUCUUGAUAAUAUGAAAUGUAGCUAUCAUGCAUAUUGUUCUUGUACAUGUAUAUAAAAUAUAUUCUGUCAUGUUUAUACAUAUAUAUUGUUCUUGUAUAUAAAAUAUAUUCUGUCAUGUUUAUAAAUAUAUAUUGUUCUUGUAUAUAAAAUAUAUUCUGUCAUGUUUAUAAAUAUAU